Molecule: messenger RNA, 1089 nt
Organism: Psylliodes chrysocephalus
Lineage: Eukaryota; Metazoa; Arthropoda; Insecta; Coleoptera; Chrysomelidae
Source: the annotation of a GenBank genome assembly
AUGGCCCUCCAAUGGGUGCAGAAGAAUAUUAAAAAUUUUGGAGGAGAUCCGAAUAAUGUUACUAUCUUUGGAGAAAGUGCGGGAAGUUCUAGUUGUCAUUACCACAUUUUAUCACCAAGGUCCAAAGGUUUGUUUCACAAAGCAAUUCUACAAAGCGGGUGUGCCCUUAGCGUUUGGGGACAAGGUAGUUAUUUUUAUAAAAAUCUCAUUGAGACUUUGGGAAAAAAAGCCGAAUCAGAAAAGGAAGGUCUACAAAUGUUGAGGACAUUACCUGUCGAAGAAUUGCAUCAAUUACAAACCAAAAUGUUAUGGUUGGAAUUGGCAAGCAAAAAAAGAGCCAUUGGACCCGUAAUAGAAAAAGAAUCAGAAUCAGCUUUUAUAUGGAAAGAGCCUAGACAAAUUAUUUUAUCAGGUGAAUAUAAUCACGUACCAAUGAUAAUUGGAUACUGCUCCAAAGAAGGUCUCUGUUUCGAAGCAACUUUACCCAAUGAAUUGAUACCAACAUUAUCUUUCGACCAUUUUGUACCUUGGAUGAUGAAUUUGGAUUUAGAUAGUAUAGAGUAUAAGGAAAUUGUUCAAAAAAUUAAAAAGUUCUAUCAUUCCGGUGAUGCUAGAGCAGACAUACAUUCAGUCUGCUCAGAUACCAUUUUCGUCCUUUGGAUCCUAGCUAGCGUACGGUACCACGUUAGAUCUUCUUCUUCACCGGUAUACCUUUACAAAAUGACAACUGAGUGUGUAUUGAACACACUGAAGACUAUGGAAAAUAUAACAUACCCAGGAGUAAGUCAUUUCGACGAUAUAGGUUAUUUAUUUAAGACCUACGUUACUCCAGUCAUUCAAGAAGGAAGCCCUGAAGAAAAAUAUUACCGAAGAUGCGUAAAAUUAUGGACAAAUUUCGCCAAAUACAGCAAUCCCACACCUAAAUUAAAAGAAUUUGAAGUUAAAUGGAAACCUGUUGAAGAUCCUGCAAAUUUAGAGACCCUAAUAAUAGGAGACACUUUAAAAAUGGAAUCCAAAAUAGAAAAACAAACUUUGGAAUUUUGGAAAAAUAUAUUUAAAAAAAAUAAGUUUUUGAAUGAUUAUUUAUAA